Messenger RNA from Ziziphus jujuba (common jujube), 378 nucleotides. RefSeq lists its product as uncharacterized. The record is from RefSeq and is a predicted model, not a curated record. The transcript has 2 exons. The coding region runs from base 1 to 378 and encodes 125 amino acids. Lineage: Eukaryota; Viridiplantae; Streptophyta; Magnoliopsida; Rosales; Rhamnaceae.
AUGAAGCUUAACAACUGCUGCAGUUCAAGCAAUUCAAGAAAUUCGAGCAUCAGAAACUAUGUGAGAAGAAGUGGGUAUGGGAGCAGUGUGUCUUUCGGUGCUGUAGCAGCUUCAUCAAAGAUGAUCGUGAUGCCCAGAUGGAGAAUGUUGUGGAUUAAAAUAAAGAAAGAGAAGAAGAGGCUUUUUGAUUGCUCAACUUAUACUCCAGUGCAUCUUCCUUAUGAUCCUUAUACCUAUGCUCAGAAUUUCGAUCAGGGUUCUAAUUGGGCUGAUCCUGAUAAUCUUUCUAGGUCCUUCUCUGCUCGUUUUGCUGUUCCUUCUAGGAUUUUGAAGAAAGGUGGAUUGCAAAGUGAAGCUGUGAUAUUGUCAAGGUCUUAG